Dermatophagoides pteronyssinus (European house dust mite) is the source of this 1099-nucleotide messenger RNA. RefSeq names its product eukaryotic translation initiation factor 3 subunit F-like. Gene Ontology annotation, biological process: translational initiation. NCBI's taxonomy places the organism in Eukaryota, Metazoa, Arthropoda, Arachnida, Sarcoptiformes, Pyroglyphidae. The record is from RefSeq and is a predicted model, not a curated record. Gene Ontology annotation, cellular component: eukaryotic translation initiation factor 3 complex, eIF3m. Gene Ontology annotation, molecular function: translation initiation factor binding; translation initiation factor activity; metallopeptidase activity.
GCCACACGUUUAUCCGGCUUUGUGUGUGUUUGAGCACUGAGAAAAAAAAACAAAAUUUUUUUUGACAAAAUUUUUGCAUUUUUCAUCCGAAAAAGAAAUCAAUUUGAAAGAAAAAAAACCAUGUCAAAUACAUCGGUUCGUGUACAUCCAUUGGUCAUCUAUAAUAUUAUCGAUAUUUAUGAACGAAGAAAUUUAGAUGCAAAUCGUGUGAUUGGUACAUUGCUUGGUUCGGUGGAUAAAUUGGGCAAUGUUGAAAUAUCCAAUUCAUUUGUUGUUAAACAUCGUGAAGCUAAUAAUGAAGUUGCUGUUGAUUUAGAAGUAGCCAAAGAAUUGUAUGAAUUACAUAAAAAAGUUUUCCCUAGUGAAACAAUUGUCGGUUGGUUUGCAACUGGUGGUGGUGAAGUUAAUGAAUAUUCAGUUGUUAUACAUGAUUAUUAUUCACGUGAAUGUCAAAAUCCAAUUCAUUUGACAGUUGAUCCAUCCGUGGAUGGUAUUUCAGUCAAAGCAUAUGUAUCGACAAUAUUCGGUAUACCGGAUAAAAAUGUUGGUACAAUGUUCACACCGAUAGAUGAUAUAACAAUAUCAUAUUGUUAUGAACCAGAAUUGAUUGGUGUUCGUGCUUGUAUGUAUGCUGCUGGUUUACCAUCCGUUUCAACUGAUUCGAAAGAAAUUUUUCUGGCCAAUGAAUUGGAUCAAAUCAUUCAAAUGUGCAACAAAUGCCAGGAUGAUAUUGCACGAAUCGUUAAAUUUAUUGAAGAUAAAAUUCUUUCCGGUCAAUCAAAAGGAUCAAUUCCAUCGAAUACAAAUGAUAUUGGUCGACAAUUAAUGGCUAUGAUUGAAAAUAUUAUCCCAUUCGGUGGUGAUGAUGAUGAAGCAUUUAAUUCAAAUCUUAAAGAUUUCCUUAUGGUUGUUUAUCUAUCGAACUUGUCGAAAACACAAUUGGCUCUUAAUGAAAAAAUCAGUCAUUUAUUGGCAACUGAACGACCUGCUACUGUCGUUCCUACACAACUUCCAUCAACAUCAUCUUAAUUCUUUCGCGAGAAAAAGAAGAAGAAAAAAAUCAACUUGAAAAAAAUAGAAUUUGAAUCUGCUGCUGAAA